Messenger RNA from Mytilus trossulus (common blue mussel), 1858 nucleotides. Its product is annotated as plexin-B-like. The transcript has 9 exons. Bases 50 to 1858 code for a protein of 602 amino acids. Gene Ontology annotation, molecular function: protein binding. The record is from RefSeq and is a predicted model, not a curated record. Lineage: Eukaryota; Metazoa; Mollusca; Bivalvia; Mytilida; Mytilidae.
GAUAUAUGUAGGAGGUGUUGGCGAUAUUGUGUCUUAUCAUAGAGAAAACAUGACGGAAAAGGCAUUUGCCAAUAUUAAUUCCAACGUUUGGUUACUGUUAUAUGAUGAGAAAAAUGAAGCAAUUAUACAGUGUAACCAAAAUAAUAUAAACGUGAGCCACUGUUCGAAACUGGAUAUAAAUUUGCAGAUGACUGGAAUCGAAAGCAGCGAUAUGUUAGUCGAUAUACGAUACCUUCCGACCUACAGUAUGCUCUAUGUCAAAGAAGUAAACACAAGUAUAGUAGUAAUCGGUGCUAAUUCUGCAAAAGUACUCAACACAUCGUAUGGAAUUUUCUCUUUGAACUUGACAGAUUUUACCUUGUUCCAAACAGAAUCAGAUGAAAAAGGACCAAUGAAUAUUGAACGUAAUAAUACCAGAAAUUAUACUCUUGCAUUCAAAUCGUCUUUUUAUCAUGCACCACACUUUUACUUCUUUUUUCAAGUGCAAGCAAAUAAUCAUACUGAAUCUUCAAGGAUAGGCAAACUUUGUCUGAAGUACGCAAACGAUUUCAAUAAAACUGAUUUUUACCAUUCCUAUGAAGAUAUGAAUAUUUCGUGUACAUAUGAUGGAAAUAUUUUAACAAGUAUUGAAAAUAUAAUAGAUGAGGGUGAAUUUGUUUUUUUUCUUUUCCUUCAUAACAAUUAUAGUUUCAUCUGUCAACAUUCGUGGGCUGAUAUAGCAAAAGAUUAUAAUGAAUCCAGGAGGUUGCAAUUAAUGUGCAGAAACGAAGGUUCUGUAAAAAAAAAUGGCGAAUAUUUCAAAGAAGACACUGAGCUAGAUACCUCUACAUUGUGUUUCGAAAAUGGUAGUUGCAAUAAGGGUGAUGUUUGUAAAGAACUACAAGGCGACUUUUGUAAAUUAAAAUAUUAUCAUACUCUAGUCGGUGGAAAGGGAAUCGAAAAUAUGAAAAGCGUCUACAACAUCAACAACACAAUUACAGCUAUGGAUAUACUUCAAACCAGCAAUUACUCAGAUUUAUAUUUUGGAACAAUAGAUGGUGAACUUGGCAGGGUUUCUUUACUGCAUAGCGGAAACUUUACAACAAAGAUUGUGUCUGUAGCCAAUUCGGAGAUUAUUAAUAUAAAAGUUGAAAAGGACAUCGUAUAUUUUAUAACUGAAAAGAAGAUAGGAAAACUGGAUAUCAACGAUUGUUCAAUACACACGGACUGUGAAUCUUGUAUGAAUUCCUUUGAUUCAUCUUGUGGAUGGGAUUAUGAAGUAAACAGGUGCAACUUCAAUAAUACAAAUUCAGCGGUGUGGAUUUCAUCAGAGGAAGGAAACUGUAUACAUUUCAGCAACAUACCUCAGCAUGUAAAGAUCAACACUACGGACAACACUAUUAUACUGUUUCAAACAUUCCCUCCCAAAUCAGUGGAUGUUGAUGAAAACGUCACACGUAGAAUAGAUGGAAGAGAAGGGGUUGGCGAUGAAAACGUCACAUGUAGAAUAGAUGGAAGAGAGGGGAAUGUUAGUAUCAACACUGAUGGCAAUUCGUCGUGUCAAAUUGACAUAACAAAUCUAACUACCGGUUGUUAUACAUUUGAUAUAAUGUAUGAAGCAGUCAUAAUUGGAAAUGCCACGAUUGAAUUUUACAAGUGUCAGGAUUUAAAAACAUGUAAGAAAUGUAGAAAAUGGUAUUAUGCUUGUGAAAGCUGGGAUCCAAUAAAUUUUGUAUGUGAUAAACCUGAAAGUAAUUUAACAAUUCAGGAAGAAAACAAUUGUCCCCAACUUGAUAGCAAUUUCACAUUACAGUUGCAUGCUAACCGAUUUGAAAAUAUAACCAUUUACCUAGUAGAAGUUGAAAGUAAUGUAAGAUAA